Colletotrichum gloeosporioides is the source of this 1926-nucleotide messenger RNA. RefSeq names its product E3 ubiquitin-protein ligase znrf1. The transcript is spliced from 3 exons. Bases 1 to 1926 code for a protein of 641 amino acids. The record is from RefSeq and is a predicted model, not a curated record. Lineage: Eukaryota; Fungi; Ascomycota; Sordariomycetes; Glomerellales; Glomerellaceae. Gene Ontology annotation, molecular function: metal ion binding.
AUGGCGAGUCCAGACGGCGGAGCUGCUCCAGCUUCCCUUGACCUUGACGAUCACCGCUCGCGCGAAGAUGGAGACUCGAUAUCGGGCAGCUCCCACAUAGGGAGUGACGCUUCGGAUAAUUCUUUAGAACGGGAAGAGUGUCGCUGGCGAACUGCUCGAUUUCAUGAUAUGGAGUGCUCUCGCUUCUUCGACUGCCCGACUCACGUCGUCGAGAGGCAUCUCUCUGGGGACGAAGACGAAGACGAAGAUAGCAAUGCGGGAGAGGGGCCGUCACGGCAGCUUCAGACGGCUAGUGACAGAGCCGAAAGCUCUUUGAGCACCAGUCAAGAGCCACAAGUAGCGAUCUCUACCGUGGCGGCAGGUUCUCCUGAGCGGGACCCAACAAGCUUUGCGCCCGGGCCUGAGGAGACCAAUACGGAGCAAACGCCGGAGCCAGCAGAGACAGCACGGGCAACUUCGGCACAGGAGAUCGAAGAAUCUGAAGAGUCUCAGGAUCCCGAAGAACCCGCGCCGGCACCACCUACACCACUGAGCUCGCGGCUGUCUGAAUCCUCUGUUCAUUCUCAACCUCUCCCACCAACAGCCACGCCUACUCAACCCACCGGAGAGUUCGUCCCGCCGCAGAGGACUUCAAGUCUGGUCACAUCCCAAGCUGCAGCUGCAUCUGCGCAAGAACUAACUCUUCGCCCGGCUCUGGUACCUCGUCGAUCGCAAGAAGCGCCUCCGCCGCCGCCCAGGAGGUCGAGUUCCUCGUUUGCUCCUUUGCCUGUUCCGCGCAACCAGCAAUCACCUGAGGAACGGCGAGGUCCUCCGGAGAUCAACUUGCCACGGUGGCAGCCCGACGCAGAAGUGACCUAUUGCCCUAUUUGCCACACGCAAUUUAGUAUAUUCGUAAGUUUGCUUGGUGGAUGUGUCAACGCGACUCAUGUUCUGACAGUGCUCAGGAAAUGUGGCAGAGUUGUUUGCAAUUCUUGCUCGCCUCACAGAAUCACUAUCCCUUACCAGUACAUCGUACAGCCCCCAGGUCAACCACGCCUGGCCGCGCAGAGAUACCCGUCGUCCCUCAUCAGUGGUGAGGGAGGAUAUGCCGAUUUCAGCAGUCUAGGGGGCGGAGAGCGCGUUCGUCUAUGCAACCCAUGCGUCCCUGACCCGAAUACUACGCCUCCACAGCCGCUUGACUCGCCCUCGCAAUUAUCACCUCGAGGAUCUCAUUACAGGUCGCAGAGCAGCAUCAGCACGAUGUCCAGCAACGCACCGCCACCUAGCAGGUUCUCGGGCUACUUCACGGCAAGCCCUUCCCAGGAUGCCUAUGCAAGAUAUAGGAGCAUCACGCAUUCCGGUCCUGGUGGGCCUUCAAGCUCUCGCGGACAUUACCACUCCACUCAAAACCGGAUUAUGGCCGGGACACCUCCAACGUACUACCCUUCCUCAUCGGCGGUCUAUCCGGGCUCAUCCCGUUACCGGUCCAUGCUGGACGUCGGACCCUCGUCGUCGUCUUCGUCGGCCGCACAGAACCGCGCUCUGCCGCCGCCGCCGCAGAUCGCCGAGGAGGACGAGUGCCCCGUCUGUCACCGAGAGCUACCCUCACGCACCUUGUCAAAUUUUGAACACUUACGUGAGAAGCACAUCAAUACUUGCAUUACCUCGCACAGCACAUACGGCGGCACGCCAACAGGCGAAACGCCGCCAUCCGGUACCCCGCCGCCUCUAGCCGCGCGCCGGACGGGAAUGUUCCCCUAUGUUGCUACGGAGAAGGAUUGCGUAGACUCUGCGGAAUGCACUAUCUGCCUUGAAGAGUUCGAGGUUGGUAUCCCUAUGGCGCGGUUGGAGUGCUUGUGCCGUUUCCAUCGGUCUUGCAUUUCGGCCUGGUUCGUCAAUCACCCUGGACGCUGUCCCGUUCACCAGCAUGAUAGUUUUGGCUAUUGA